AUGGCUUCUUCCAUAGACCCAGAACUCGAGCUAUUCGGCCUCGUCACAAAGUCGCAAGAUCCCUCGCCCAAUUUCUCGCCCUUUGUAUGGAUAACCAAAGUUGACCUUGCGAUUCUCGGCGUUUCGUACAAGACGAACAAUAAGAGCUUUUAUGAAAUCCGUAACGACCUCGCCGAGCUGGUCGGGGAUCCAGAGGUGUCUGUACCGACGCUCAAGGUCGGUGAUACGUAUCUCCAGGAUUCCUUCAACAUCGCUCUCUGGCUGGAUGAAAAGUACGGCAAGAAUAACACCCUCUUCGGUCCAUCCCAAAACACCAAAGCCCAUACCAAGUUCCUCGAGCAAUGGGUCCUAUGGACACUCGCCGUCCCUAUCCAGGCUCUGAACAGGUCCAUGAUGUACUUUCGUCUAGACCCAGACUCCGCCGCCUACUACCUCCGCUCCCGAUACAACAACGACAUCCCCACCCUCGAGCGGCGCGUUAAGGAAGUAUCCGAGCCUAGCUAUAUCGCUUCCCAAUGGGCCCUUCUACGCUCUCACUUGAAGCCCCUCAAUAUCUUGCUUGGGGAGCAUGAAGCCAAGGGGAAGAGGUUGUUCUUUGAUGGUGAGGGCCCGACGCAUGCGGAUGCUGCCGUAUUUGGGUGGUAUGCGUUUACUAGGGAGAAUGAGGGGUGGAGGGAAGGGUGGGAGAGUGAAGAGAUUGGGUAUGUGAAGAAAUGGCUGGGGAAUAUGAUUGAGCUCGUAGGAGGGGAGAAGGAGCUGCCGGGGCGAUGA
This is a messenger RNA of Cryptococcus wingfieldii CBS 7118, 771 nucleotides long. RefSeq lists its product as hypothetical. Bases 1 to 771 code for a protein of 256 amino acids. Lineage: Eukaryota; Fungi; Basidiomycota; Tremellomycetes; Tremellales; Cryptococcaceae. The transcript is spliced from 4 exons. The record is from RefSeq and is a predicted model, not a curated record.